Messenger RNA from Notolabrus celidotus (New Zealand spotty), 2094 nucleotides. RefSeq names its product mitochondrial calcium uptake family, member 3b (gene micu3b). Gene Ontology annotation, cellular component: uniplex complex. Lineage: Eukaryota; Metazoa; Chordata; Actinopteri; Labriformes; Labridae. Gene Ontology annotation, molecular function: calcium ion binding. Gene Ontology annotation, biological process: calcium import into the mitochondrion; mitochondrial calcium ion homeostasis. The record is from RefSeq and is a predicted model, not a curated record.
AUCCCACAGCUCCUUGAAAUACCCACGGCAUUUCUCGCGAGCUCAGAGCAGCAGGCAGGUCGCGCAGCUCUUCUCAGUGCUGUGUUAUCUUGUUACGACACUUCAGAGUAAAACAGCUAUGGCUGCCCUGCGUAGACUUAUUCCUUCACUUGCCAACAGCUCCAGAACAGGCGCCUUUACGGUGCAGAAACAGCAAACAUCCUCUACGGGGAGAAAAACGCUGAGAGUAUUCGCAGCCGGUGCGUGUGUCACCGCCGCAGCCGGAGCCGCUUAUUACUGCCUCUCGUUUGACGGUAGAAACUCCGGGCUGAAGAGCCUGAAGAGCCAUGUCGAGGCUCGACUCUUUCAUCUGGCGCUGCCAUCAGUUUCUGCCACUGGAAAGGCCAGAAACUAUGGCCUGGAUGAUGGAGAUGUGUACAUGUCGUCCUACGAGAACAGAUUCCGUCUGUUUAGUUCAGUGGAGUGUGAGGGCCAGCUCUACAUGACGCCUAUAAACUUCAUUGAAUCCAUCUCUUUGAAUGAACCGAAGGGUAGAAGAGCGUGGAAGACUCUCACAAAAAAGGAGUUAGACAAGAUGCUGGCUGAUACCCCGCCUGUUUGGAAAGGAUCUUCUAAUUUGUUUAGAAACCUCCGUGAACGAGGUGUCAUUAGUUACACAGAGUACCUCUUCCUACUCUGCAUUUUAACCAAGCCUCAUGCAGGUUUCAGGAUUGCUUUCAACAUUGAUGCAGAUGGAAAUGAAAUGGUGGACAAACGGGAGUUUUUGGUGUUGGAAGAAAUUUUCCGUAAAAAGGACAAAAAAGAAGUUGCUGAUGACAUGCAAAGACUUGACCAGCAGAGCCUGCAGCUGUACGGUGGUCACAAAUCCCAGACACACAGUGUUCUUAAAAAAGACAGUCAGCAUGUGGAGGCCCGGGGCAUGUGGGAUGUUCUCAGACGUGGCUCGAGUCAAGUUCUGUUUUCUGAUCUCACUGAGCAUGUGAAUGAAAAAUCAGAGACAACACUGCUGGUGCAUUUCUUUGGGAAAAAAGGCAAAGCCGAGUUGAAAUUUGAAGAUUUUUACCAGUUCAUGGACAAUCUGCAGACAGAGAUGCUCGAGAUAGAGUUCCUCUCUUACUCCAAGGGACUGCCGACCAUCAGCGAGGAGGACUUUGCUCGGAUUCUCCUUCGCUACACCAACGUGGAUGAUGUCAGGUAUUUGGAGAAUGUGCGCCACAGCAUACCAGAUGAGAAGGGAAUCACAUUUGAGGAGUUCAGGUCCUUCUUCCAGUUCCUGAACAACCUGGAGGAUUUUACCAUCGCCAUGCAGAUGUACAACUUUGCUAACCGAUCCGUUGGCCAAGAGGAGUUCACCCGCGCCGUCUACGUGGCCACGAGCAUCAAGCUGACCCAACACUUGGUCAACACAGUCUUCAAGAUCUUCGAUGAGGACCACGAUGAUAAACUCAGCCACAAAGAGUUCAUCGGCGUCAUGAAGGACCGGCUGCACCGCGGUGGGGGGGGCGAGGAGAAGUUCACCUCUUUUAAAUCCUGCAUGAAGAAGGAGCUGGCAUCCAAAUAGGUGACCGUCAAUCAUCAGCGCAUGUCUUACAGACUGAACAAGCUGUGCCUCUCUCUGCUCUCUACAAGGACAGCAACAGAAUCUGUUUGUGAGAAGUUUUGGAAUAAACAGGAUGUGGUCAGCCUAAUGAGAAGCUGUUGCAAGUGGUCAAGUAAACAAAAACGACCCACUCUGAACCUAACAAGGAAAUCCACUUAUCUUACUGAUGCAGGGCUCUAAAUAAGAAUUAUUUGUUUGUUUUUGUAAGUGCUUUGGCUUGCUUUGAAAAUUACUUAAGUAUUUAUUUAUUCAUCCACUUGUAAAUAUAUUUAUUAACUUCGGGUUGUGAAAGAUCUCUUUAUUUAUUUAUCUAAAAGUCCAGCGUUGUCUCAUAACUGCUCUGCUUGUUUCCAUUUUAAUCUUUAUUUUUGUUUUGUCCUGAGCCUGAUUGUGUGCAGCGGCAGCAUUGCUCACAUAUUUUGUCCCUCUGGCGGCUCUGCUCUGCAGCCCCCUGCACAGAUCAGCUCAGGACACCACCCACCCCCCCACCCCCC